AUGACUAAAAGUGUAAAAUUUAGCUUGAAACUUCUCGUUGAUGAGAAGAGAAACAAAGUUGUUUUGGCUGAGGCGGAUCAUGAUUUCGUUGACGUGCUCAUCAGCCUUUUGAGUCUACCAAUGGGCAAAAUUGCUAGAUUGCUGGAGAGCCAUAAGGAUUUGCAGACAGUCCUAGCUUGUUAUCAAAACCUUAACAGAAGCGUUGCAGAUAUGGGCAACGAACAUUUUGGGAGUGAAGCUUGCAAGAAUAUGUUACUGUCUCCCAAGAGUUCUUAUGAGAUUCACUGUAGAAAGCUCAAGCUGAACAUGGGUGAUACUGAUGCCACCAAGUUCUUUAUAUGCUCAAGUUAUCUUAGUGAUGAUAGUACUUGCGACAAUGUAUACAGCAAUUUUAACACCUCAACAUGUAGAUGUGGAGGGACGAUGAGCACUCGGAUGUUUACAUCAGAUGAAGAUCUAAUUGGAGAAGAGAUUGGAAAUAGUGUAGAUGGAGUGUUUGUCAAUUGCAGAUCCUCAUUCAUUGUGACUGAUGAUUUGAAAGUAUCAGUGAACUCUAUUGGUGUUGUCAUGAAUUUUCUUAAUGAUUUAGGGUACACUGAUUUUAGUGAUCUACAAGAAACCCUACUUGACAUAGGGUUCGAAGAGGUGGUGACUCUUUUGGGAUGUUUCUUCACUACCGAAACUCCCUUAACAUGCGCGUUCCUGAUGAAACCUUGCAUGACAAGGAAGCUCAAAAUGCUGUCGCCGCAUCUUCAAAACUCGGAGAUUGUAGAACCAAGCAGUGUAUUCUCUGUGAAACUUUUUGUUACAAAGUUUGAUAAUGAGAUUCUUUAUGCAGAGUGCAAUGCAGACUUCAUCGAUGCUCUUCUCAGUUUUCUGAUCUUCCCUCUUGAGUUGAUCUGCUCAUUAUCCAACAAUUUGGGAAGUGUCGGAAAUUUGUCUAGAAGCCCUUGUAGAAAAGCAUCAGCUUCCGAUUUCAAUCAAGUUCCUGAUUAUUAUGGUUGCAGUAACAACACUAUGUUUGGCUAUCUCCCUUCUCCAUCACCAGUGUAUGAAUGUUUUGUUCCUCACAGUUCUAGCGAUUCUUGGAGUUGCCAAUUAGCCAGGCAGAUUCAGUGGUCUACGGAACUAUUCAUAGUAGGUGGCGAUAUUGUGAAAAUGUCUCCAAACAAUCCGAAAGUAAUUUCUGGAAGUUCAUCAAGAUGUGACACCGGGUUUAUGAAGAAAAACACAAAGUUCAUUGUGUCUAAUGAUCUGAGUAUAUCCCCUAUGAAUUCAUUUUCUACUGUUGGCUUGUUGAAGAAAAUGCAGGUGAACAUCAGUGAUCUCGAGGAGCAUCAGAUUAUCAUUUCAAAAGCAGAUCUUAUCAGCAUUCUCAGAGCUUCUUUGGUCUCGUCCUCUGCAUUGACCAAUGCUCAUUUCUUCAGUAACAACCCCGAUGACUUGACAUCUUCUUUUCCUGUACCAGUGGAAGCAUCGAACUUGGUUUGCCGCUUGAGAGAUGAAGAAGGUAUAGGUGAAGAAAAGGAAGUGAGACCCAAACCAGCAAAGCAGACCACUGGUGUCUAA
Messenger RNA from Brassica napus (rape), 1569 nucleotides. RefSeq lists its product as uncharacterized. Lineage: Eukaryota; Viridiplantae; Streptophyta; Magnoliopsida; Brassicales; Brassicaceae. The record is from RefSeq and is a predicted model, not a curated record. The coding region runs from base 1 to 1569 and encodes 522 amino acids. The transcript has 4 exons.